Trematosphaeria pertusa is the source of this 2099-nucleotide messenger RNA. Its product is annotated as HET-domain-containing protein. The transcript has 3 exons. The coding region runs from base 88 to 1998 and encodes 636 amino acids. Lineage: Eukaryota; Fungi; Ascomycota; Dothideomycetes; Pleosporales; Trematosphaeriaceae. The record is from RefSeq and is a predicted model, not a curated record.
GGAUAUAUUUUUCUCACUUGCACCUUUGCGAGCCACCGUCCCAUCGCUUCGACUAACCGACUACCUUUUGUCUCGUUCUUACAUAUAAUGUCAACACUAAGAUACGAGAGACUAGUGAAAGAUGAGUGGCGAGCACAGAUUCGCCUACUGGAACUGCUUCCUGGACAAGGCUCCGCGCCAAUACGCACAGCGCUUCAUACAGUUGAUCUAAACCGGAGCACUGGAAGGUACGAGGCUCUAUCAUAUUGCUGGGGUCGUCCAGGCGGCGAGAUUCCCAUCACCUGCAACUCUGGAGCUUUGACAUUCCUCGCGGACGCGACCUUUCUUGCAAGGCCAAACCUCCAUGCCGCCCUUAUUCAUCUGAGGGAUCCUUUCCAGUCACGUAUCCUAUGGGUGGACGCCGUAUGUAUCAAUCAGAAUGAUAAGGAGGAGAAGCUCGUUCAAAUCGGCCUCAUGACUAGGAUCUACCAAAAAUGCCGGCAGGUCAUUAUUUGGUUGGGCAUGGGCGACCAUUGGACCCCGGAUGCAUUCGCACUCGUUCCGAAACUUGUCAGGGCCUCACGGAUUCUCGGCCGUCCAGUUAGCAUUCACAAACUCCACCCAUCGCAGUGGGAGCAGCUUGGCCUCCCUCGGGAGCACGAGGCAGUGUAUAAGCACUUUCAAAACCUCAUCAACCGGGAAUGGUUCACGCGGAUCUGGACUGUGCAGGAAGCCGCAGUUUGCAGCAAGGCGACUAUCGUGUGUGGGGAGUUCGCUGUCGACUGGGAUGACUUCCUCAUGGGGGUGCGAUGCAUUCAGGAUUAUGUCAAUGGUUGGACUCCGAACGUUUGGGAAGCCUUUCAGCAAUGCAAUGCGCGCCAAAACUUCCUUGCUGAGCGGCGACCCAGGCUCUUGUCUCUCCUUCUGAGGCAUCGGCACCGACACGCUGGCGAAGAUAACGACAAGGUCAUGGGACUGGUUGGCAUUUCACGGGACGGCGGCCGAAUGCGGCUGGAUGCAGAUUAUCCCUUACCUACGGCGGAAUUUUACAAGCGAUUCGCCUUGAAGUGUCUAGCACAGGAUGGCAAGCUCGACAUAUUCGCCGCUACACGCUCGUUGAACGGCGUGUCACAGAGAAACUUGCCGUCUUGGGUUCCUGACUGGAGUCAAUCUGAACGGAUUCCAUUCAUAACCCUCAACGGAUACGAGUUCGAAAACAAUGAGACUGAACACUUCCAGUACGGCAGCGGAAACCCAGACGCUCCUGGAAAGGCUCGCCUGGGAUUCCGUGCAUCGAAAGGCACACUCUAUGAUCUUGUCACCUCUAACAACAGGAACAUGAUUAUGCUGCAAGGUCAGAUCGUCGAUACGAUUCGCCGUAUUUCGCCCAUAAUCCCUCUUCCUGAUCACUACCCCAGCAGUUCGCUCGAGGUGCGGGCCACCGCUGAAUUAUUCUUCAGUCAAGUCCGUCUGUUCGACGAGUGGGAACGACUAGCUGGUGCGAGGUCUGCAGCCAUAUAUGCUGAAACGGGGGAGCCGAUACUCUCAGCCUACUGGAAGACCAUAUGCGCAGGCCACGAGGUGCUGUACGACGCAGCCGAGUCCGAGCUCGCCUUUCAAAAGUACGACAAGGAAUUGAGGAAGUUGCGGCUCCUGACCCGGACUAACUUCGACAAGGCGACACCGCACCUAGUCGUUUUAGGCAUGGGUGUAGCGCAACAAGUGCGCCGGAAGGCACGCGAGAGCCGUGGUGAGGAUCGUGGUGGAGCGGAUUGGUCUGCGAUGACUAAGGCUGUGCGGAAUCGCCGCUUGAGCACCACGGCCCUUGGGCGUUUGGCAUUGGUGCCGGGAUUGACACAACCUAGGGACAGAGUGGUUGUUGCGCGCGGAGGAGAUCUGCCGUUGAUCUUACGCUUGCACGGCCGCUUUUGGGAACUGGUAGGUGAGGCAUAUGUUCACGGGAUCAUGCGGGGAGAGGCCUUCUCUCCUGCUGAUUGCGAACCUAUGUGGCUUCUAUAAGCCAGAUUCUAUUCAAGGCUCUUGUCACCUGUGCCUUUACCGCGUCCUAUGGUAUUGGCAUUCACUCGGACGAUGAUUUGGGAAAUUUCAUGAUGUAGGGC